Mugil cephalus (flathead mullet) is the source of this 2518-nucleotide messenger RNA. It is a transcript of the gene sgo1, whose product is annotated as shugoshin 1. The transcript has 10 exons. NCBI's taxonomy places the organism in Eukaryota, Metazoa, Chordata, Actinopteri, Mugiliformes, Mugilidae. Gene Ontology annotation, biological process: meiotic chromosome segregation. Gene Ontology annotation, cellular component: chromosome, centromeric region; nucleus. The record is from RefSeq and is a predicted model, not a curated record. The coding region runs from base 173 to 2125 and encodes 650 amino acids.
UUCCACCAAUCAGGAGUCGCGGCUCGCAAUUCGAACGUCAACUCUCGGAGGUCGGAUAAGUUGUGAUAAAAUGGAUUAAUUUACUGCCCGAUUUAAUUCGCUAACGCGUUUUAUUUGGCCGAUACCAUACAAACCCUUUAACCCGGCGACAUACAUACUACAAUCCUGAGCCAUGGGGAAGGAACGGGCCCAGAAGAAGUCCUUCCAGCACAGUCUGGACGACAUAAAGGAGAGGAUGAAGGAGAAGAGAAACAAACGGCUGGCCAGUGCUUCAGCUCCGAGCAAGAGACUGUCCAGAAUGAUGAACAAAAGCGGUGGGACUAAUUCCACGCACUCCCUCCUCAAGGGUGUCCAGGAGAACAACAAGGCGCUGGCCGUGGCCCUGCAGUCUGAGAAGGAGAAAGGGAGGCAGGCCAAUGCAGUGAUCCUGCAGCUGAAGAAGGAGCAACAGGCUCUGUUUCUUCACCUGAUUCUGCUGAAGAAGAAGCUGAAAGAGCAGGAAGCCCUGGUAGCGAAAGCUUCAGAGACAAAACCAGCAAACGUGAUUGUAGAACCCCAACGCGGUGUGGAUUCAGAAAGAAGAAAACGGACCAGCCAGAUACUCGAUGAGCUCAUUCUGUGUGACGCAUCCCCAAUUUGUGCAGAACCUCAGCCCCCUAAAAAGAAUGGAAAACAGAUCACCUUGCCACCUACAGUGUGCGUGAGGCGUCAGCACACAGACAGAAGAAGCAGAAGGAGAUCUGAGCGUGUGCGAGAACAGAGGUUAGCUGAGGAAGACCCAGCCAGUGCGUUUGAGGCUUUGAUAGCAAGUCCUACAAGAAGUGACAGUCGAAAUCCAGUGCAUCACGGAGCAGAAUCCUGUGACAUUGAGGAGAUACAACACUCUACUCCUGAACCUGUCCACCCCAAAAAAAGUCAGCAGCAGCCUAGUAAGAAACAACCCCAGCAGCAGCAGCCCCGCUCCAAACCAGAACCAGCUUCACGGAAACCCGAGAGAGGCCGCAAACCGGAGCGUGCCCCAUUGAAGAAACCGUGGGAGAAUCCCAAACCCAGAGCCCGCUCAAAGAGUCGAGACCGAUCAGCCACUCGGGCUAAAAACGCACCUCCACCACAAGGCAAUAAGCUCAAUACCUCACUGGGAUUUAAUGACACAUUUGACUUUGACUGCGAAGAGGUAGUCCAUGUUACGCCGUUCAAGGCCAAGGCUGAAGAAACUCAGCCAGCCACAGCCAUUAGUGAAGAGGCUCCAGAAAGAGGGGAGGCACAAACUGAAGUUUCACCCAGGGUCUCCAAAUCACAAAAUGAAUCAAGCUCAUCAUCACCGUCUUCUGAAUCAGAGGACAGCCUUUAUGUCCCUCAGAAGACUAGACGUAGACUAACUUCUCCUGACAAGACCAGGGACGUCACUACGCGCAGAGGCCGGCCCUCAAAAGUAACCAGACGGCGUGAGAACAUCCCUCCAAAACCACAGAUCUCUGUGUUCAGAGAUGAGGAGUCGAGCCUUAAGGCUGCAGAGAGUGAAGGUGAUUUCCAUCACCUACCAGACUCAAGCCUCCCCAACAGUCCAGACGCUGCAAGUCUGGGAAAGGAAAAUCACCCAGAGCCACAUGGGGAGGACACGGAGCAGGAUGGUUUGCUUCCUGUCAGCCCUCAGGUUGAGGCUGAGAUGAUGAGAAUAGACAACGUCCUGUCCAACUUCGGAGAUUCCUCCUGUGAAACUCCGCCUUUCUUGCCACACCACACGCAACAGAAGAAUAAAACAACCUGCAAGAAACGUGGGCUUGGUGUAAGGACAGCAGGGCGGGGCUUGAGUCUGUGUGAUGUGACCAAUCUGUCCCCUGCAGCCUAUCGCAAGUUCUCCUGUGGAGGCUCACGGCCUUCUGAUGCCCGAUGCGGCACCCCAGUCCCUGCUCGCAAGCGGCGCUGCACCAUGGUGGUUGACUAUAAGGAGCCCUCUCUGAAUGCGAAACUUCGCCGUGGGGACAAACACACAGACUUGCAGUUCCUCCGCUCUCCUGUUUUCAAGGAAAAGUCGGGCAGGAGGUCUGAGCAAAAAUCGAGGAAUUCUAUGAACAACCAGCAGCGUUUUAAGAAAUACAACGAGUCUUUUGUCGGAUGUCACUGAAAGCAGCCACCUCACUUUUUGAGUCUGAACUGAGGGCUGCCUGGUUUUGUCAGCUUUCAAGUGACUUCUUGAAGCUUGACAAAUUAUCAUUUUAUCACCUAUAACGUUUCUUUGUGACUAUUAACAGCAACUGUGAUCAGUUUUAUAUUUGUUUUCAUUGUGUUCCUUUCUCAUCUUAAAGCUUUUGUCUCUGCAUCUGUUCUUUGUCUCUGUAGAUGUAGUAAUUGCUAUUUUGAAAUGAUGGCUUGACUUUCAAAUUUUAAAUGUCUUCAUCUUAUUAUUGCUCUAUCACGAGAUGCUGAAUAAGAGUACAUAUUUUAAUAAAAUUCACAUUUUUCUUUAUUGUAUGUUCUAUUACUGUAAGAUGUGACAAUAAACUAUCUAUCUACUCUA